Anopheles maculipalpis is the source of this 948-nucleotide messenger RNA. RefSeq lists its product as uncharacterized. The coding region runs from base 1 to 948 and encodes 315 amino acids. The transcript is spliced from 8 exons. NCBI's taxonomy places the organism in Eukaryota, Metazoa, Arthropoda, Insecta, Diptera, Culicidae. The record is from RefSeq and is a predicted model, not a curated record.
AUGAUAAGACCAAAAGCAUGGAUAUGGACGUUACAAAUAGGAGCAAUAUGUUUGGUACUUCAGGAAAUCUCGGGACAAACAACGCCAAAACCAGUAAAGAAAGCUAAUCGUCUAGUCAUUAUGGACUAUGAAAAAGUUGGAACUGCGAACACUCAAUCUUCCGCUGCUGUACGUGUGCAGACUACCACGACACGAUCGGCUACUUUAAUGGUUGGACCUGUAGGAGGAGUGGCAUUGAAAUCAGGUGGAGUUAAUCAGCAAAUCGCAUACAGUGGAGGAUUCGUACCAUCAGUUGAACCGAAGGAGUGUACAAACUGUUCCACCGAUGUAGUGUUUGUUUGGCCGGACAUUAACUAUGAAGAUACCAAUAUCACUUGGUAUGCCAACUUAAGUUACCCGGACUAUUUGGCAGUGGAAACGGCUUCGAAUCUGAGUAUUCCAUAUGAUGAUCGGUUGGUACCUGUUGGAAACGUGACGAGUCGUCCAUUAUCACUGAAUGGUGGUACUGUCGCGCCGGUUCUACCUAUCGAUGGGAAUUCAAUAAUUCCAAUUCCAAUCGGCAUUCCACCUCCGUCCCCAAGCGUUUCCGGAAACCAAGAUCUGCUAGGAUCAGCUGCGGCAACUUCCUCAUCCACAACGCCAGCAAGUGUACGGUCCACGACAAAGCGGCGUGUCAAAAAGACUCGUUCUACCACCACCACUACAACGACGACGACUACUACUACUACUACCACUACGACCACCCCUCGACCGAAGCAAAAAACGAAAAAACCCAAAAAAGGUAAAAAUGGUAGAAUCCUUAACGAAAUGGAAACCACCACAACUACCAGUGCGCCGAAAACUGCUGGACAGAAGGCAAAACGAGUCCGUAAAACCACUACAACGCUCGGCACAACACCCGGUACGAAGAAAGUGGUAAAGGAAAAGAAAAAGAAUGUCGAAAACUAG